AUGGAAGGGUUGAACACAACCACGAUAACAGAGUUCAUUCUUCUUGGGAUCACUGACCUCCCAUGGCUCCAAAAAAUCAUAUUUGUUCCAGUUCUCAUCUUUUAUCUUCUUGACAUAUUAGGAAAUCUCACCGUUGUUUUCCUUGUGUUCCGAGAUAUUUCUCUUCAUUCUCCAAUGUAUUUUUUAUUGGCCAACCUAUCUUUUGUAGAUAUCUGCUUCUCUUCAGUCACAGUUCCAAAGAUGAUGGUUGGGUUCUGGAAGGAAAACAAAAUUUCAUUUGAAGGUUGCAUUGCCCAGAUGUAUUUCUUUCACUUCCUGGGGUGUACAGAAGGGAUUAUUUUGGCUUCCAUGGGUUAUGAUCGCUAUAUUGCCAUCUGCCAUCCUCUUAGAUACAAUGCUAUAAUGGGGAAGAUGAUUUGUGUUCUGUUUGUGCUCAUUUCAUGGCUGAUUGGACUUACCACUUCAUUGGUUCAUGCGAUCAUGACAUCCAAGGUACUGUUUUGUGGAAAAUAUUUUGUUAAUCAUUACUUCUGUGAUGUGGCUCCUUUGUUAAGCCUAUCUUGCGGAGACAUAACUCUCACAGUUACUAUAAAUUCUUAUGUUAGUGGUUUUACCAUUAUGUUUAGCCUGGGGACUGUUGUUAUCAUGUACAUCAAUAUCAUAAUUACAAUCAUGAAGUUAAAGACUAACACAGGACGAAGGAAGGCAUUCUCGACGUGCUCUUCACACAUAACUGUGGUGACACUUUACUGUGGCACGGCAUUCGCUAUGUAUUCUAGCCCCAAAAACACUCAAACUAUGGAAUAUGACAAAAUGAUUGCUCUCGUAUAUACUAUGUUAAUACCUUUCCUAAAUCCAGUUAUAUACAGUCUUAGAAAUCGAGAAGUUAUGUCAGGUCUAAAAAGAGGAUUUCAAAAGAUUUUAAUUCAGAUUAGUAGAUAG
Messenger RNA from Staurois parvus, 942 nucleotides. Lineage: Eukaryota; Metazoa; Chordata; Amphibia; Anura; Ranidae. The record is from the annotation of a GenBank genome assembly.